This is a messenger RNA of Scheffersomyces amazonensis, 3520 nucleotides long. RefSeq lists its product as uncharacterized. Gene Ontology annotation, molecular function: zinc ion binding; DNA binding; DNA-binding transcription factor activity, RNA polymerase II-specific. The coding region runs from base 499 to 3501 and encodes 1000 amino acids. The record is from RefSeq and is a predicted model, not a curated record. Lineage: Eukaryota; Fungi; Ascomycota; Pichiomycetes; Serinales; Debaryomycetaceae. The transcript has a single exon. Gene Ontology annotation, biological process: DNA-templated transcription; regulation of DNA-templated transcription.
UCCCUUAAAAUAUGGAGAAAGUGGGGAGAUGGAACUACUACCUAUUUAGGAAGGUUAACCCAUUCGAGAUCUCAACUUAAAUUCAACUUACCCAACUCUCCACUUUUAGCAGUAAUUCAACAAGGUUUGCAAGAGUCCGAUAACAAUAACACGGAGUCACAUCACUAAUAGUUACAAUCGAAACUAAAUAUCACUAAGUAGUGAUAUCGAAGAUUAUCUGAAUCAUUAAAAAAAAUUUGCAUCUUGUGGACUAAUAAACUGGACGAGUCUUUUACGUACACUUCGUCAGACUAAUUGUGGAUUAAAUUAAAUUAUAUUAUAUUUGUUAAAUUAUAUUUAUAUUUAUAUUUGUUAAAAUUAUAUUAUAUUAUAUUAUAUUAUAUAUAUAGAACAUCAGUGCAUCAAUACUAAACCCAGAAUAUUUGUUGAGUUAAAAUUUGAAAUCUUAAAUUCACUACUACAACUGAACUAUACUGUAUCAGUAAGCUAAGUCAAGUCAUGUUCGUAUUCCCGGCCUUUGACUCAAACUAUAAGACUCGAAAGAGGACUUUUAAAUGUUGUCAAACUUGUCGUAAUAAACGUGUUAAAUGUGAAAUCACUUCUCGUGAUUAUGAAUCAGUAGGGUGCUUAAAUUGUUCUAAACAUGGUUGGCAAUGUUCAUUAAUUAAGAAACAACAUCAUGAAUCUCAUGAACCCGUACCUUCUUCAAUAUCAACCACUACCACUACUCCAUCAAAUCAGUCUAUUUCGACUUUUAAUCUGAAUACUCCAAGUAGCUUGUCGGUGACCACUGUAAAUACGACAUCUUCGUCACCUUCGAGUUUCUAUGUCAAGCAAGAGUACGCUUACCAACAGCCACCUCCAGCACCACAGCAGCAACAACCACCGCCACCACAACAACAUCAACAGCAGCAUCAACAGCAGCAUCAACAACAUCAACAACAUCAACAACAUCAACAACAUCAACAACAUCAUCCUGUGCCGGCUCCGCCUGUACCGGCCCAAGAAUCAACUCAUGAUCCUAUGAAACGAGUAACUCCUCAAUACUUAAAGGCUAAAUUCAAUUUCAAUAUAUCCGGCCAAGAUUCAGAUUCAACUUAUCAAUACCUUUUCCAUGGUCAUCCUAAAGUGAUUAUCUCUAUGUCUGAUGAUCAAUCUAUUUGGCAUGAAUCAGGAGUGUAUGUUAAGAAUCCAUCAGAAGAAGAAGAGCCAUCCUCAGGUAAUGGUAAUGGUAAUGGUAAUGGUAAUACUAAUAAUACUAACACUAAUACUACGAAUACUAAUACUAAACCAUCCUCAUCUAAUUCAAAUACUGUAAAUACAUUAACUCAAAGUGAAUUUAAAAAAUCAUAUAAAAUUAAAAACUUUGGGAAUGGUAAAGAUAAAGAAUUUUAUAUUAAGAAUCCCAAGACUUAUCAAUUUUUAAAAUCUAUUGAUGCAUUUACUUUAUCAUCAAGUAAUUAUCCUAUAACCCAUUCAGAAACUAAACAAUUAAUUGAAUUAUAUUUCUUUAAAAUUAAUUCAGUAUUCCCAUUAGUUCAUGAACAAGGAUUUUGGGAUGAUUUUAAAAAUAAUAAAGCCCAAAAUGUAUUAUUAUAUUCAAUAAUUCUUGUUAUAUCUCGAGAUAAAAUGGCAGAACCAAUACUUAAACAAAUAUUUCUGAGAGGUUUAGGUUAUGAAUUAAAUGAAAUUCAAUUUCAACAAGAAUUAAUUUCAUUUAUGACUGAUUUACAUUAUAAAAUUCGACAAUUAAUGUUAAUUUUACCUCAAUUAGGAGAUUCUGAUAAAUUUUCAAGAAUUGUAAUUCAUUUAGUACUUUCAUUACAUUUUGCUUAUGAUAGAUAUGGAUCAGAACAAUCAUCUCAUGAUUUAAGUGCUGCCAUAAAUCUUGGUAGUGCCAUUGGAAUUCAUAUGAAAAGGUUAUCAAGUCAAAAGAAUAUUGAAAAUUUUAAAAUAGAAUAUUCAAAUAAUCUUUGGUGGUGUUGUUAUAUAUUUGAUAGAUUUAAUGGAUUAACCAAUGCCAGACCAGUAUUUAUUCGUCAAGAAGAUUUUAAUAUUGAUUUACCUUAUAAUAAUAUUAAUUUACUUAAAAUGGUUCAAUUAGCUAGAUCAUUAGAAAAUAUGUUUUUUGCAAUUUUUCAACCAUUUAAUAAUAAUAAUGUUAUUGGAAAUAAUAAUAUGAUAAGAUAUAAAAUGUUUAAUUCGGAUGAAUUUCAAAAAAUUGAAUUUGAAACUUGUGAAAAGGAAAGAUCUAGACCAAUAACUAAUCAACUGGGGAAAUUUUAUUCAUCAAUUAAGAAUGAAUAUACAACCAAUACUAUACAUUUUUUAACUAGAAUUGUUAAUAAUGUUAUUAUACUUGCAUCACAAAAGGCUAAAUAUGAUAAUCCACAAAUUCCUAAUAAUAUUCCUGAUUUAAUUAGUCAAAGAGCGGCUUCAAAUGUUUUAUGGUAUAUGAUUCAAAUGCAAGAUGAUUUAAAAUUUAAUAUUCCAAUGAGUCCAUGGUGUAUGUCAUUAGCCAUGGCCGUAGCAUUAAAGAAGAAAGCUAAAUUAUCUCUUAAAUUUAAUAAUCCAACUACUGGUAUAAGUAUUUCUCAAUUAAGUAAUGGAUCAGAUAUUGAUACAGGAUUUGAAGAUAAUUUUGAAUUUGAAGAUUAUUUUAUUGAAUUAGGUAAAUUCUCAUCUACUUGGUGGAUUGUUGAUGAAAUAUAUCGAUUAACUUAUGAUUUUAUUGAGACUCUUAAUACCAAAGUUAAGAAUAAAAAGCGGAAAUCUUCUGGUAAAUCAUCUUCAGUAAGUUUAUCAACUUCUAUGAAUGGAGGUACAACAUCUAAUUCAAAUUCAAAUUCGAAUUCUCGAAAGAGAUCAAAAAUGGAUAUUUCUAAUAGUACAACUAAUAGUGCAUCUACUAGUAAUCGUAGUAGUCUUAAUGAUAAUACUAAUGCCAAUGCCAAUGUAUUUGAAGAUCCAAUUUGGUUAAAGAAAUCAAUUCCAUCUCCGGUCAUGAAGAAUCAUUCACCCUUCCCAAUUGCAUCUCCAAUUCCUAAACCUGAUUCAAUUCCUUCUAUUAAGAAUAUGUUACAGCCUACUAUACAAACUCCACCUGAAUUAACAUCCCAUUUAUUAAAUGCUAAUAAUAUGUUGGGUAAUAAUAAUAGUACUAAUACUAAUACUAAUUCUAAUGGCAAUGGCAAUGGCAAUCCCAAUAUUAAUCCUAAUAUUAGUAUGGGUAAUAGUAUUCCUAAUACUAUGAAUAAUAAUACUAAUAUUAAUAUGACUAAUAUGUCAAAUGGAUUUAUACCAGGAGGUGCUAGUCCUGGUGAAGGAUUUAAUAAUGGCACUAAUAAGCCAUUGUUUGGUAGUGACUCAUCAUUCAGUCCAAAUAGUAUGAGCUCAGGAGAUGCUAAUCAAUAUGAUCAAUAUUUUGAAUCUAUGCAAAUAGAUAUUUUCAAUAAUGAUUUCUUUAAGGAUGUUCCAAAUGUAAUUAAUCUAUUAAAAUAAUUUUACUUUGUAUAUUAAG